ACAACGACCUCUACUGUAGUUUUAAAUGCAGACAACCAGUGAUGACAACAAACAUCAUAUGAUUUGUGAUUAAUAUAUUGACAAAACAUUUGAUGGCAUAUCAUAUCAUAUCAUAUGAUAUCUUAAUUGAUAACUAAAUGACUGGUUUGACAACAAUUGUCUACAAUAAUAACCAUCAAAUUGGUGGCUAAUUAUUGUCUAAAUAUUCAUAAAAAUAUAAGUAAAACUCAACUUUAGUACAAAUUUAAAUUAAUCACAAAAUGAAUGACGAAGACGAACGUCUGGAGCGACCAUUGAUUGCACCGAUAGGUCAGAGUAGCGGUUCUCGAGAUCAAUCAUGCGGUGAAAGCGAUACCAUUAUUAUUGAAGAGUCUGGAUGUAUGGCAUCCCCUUUAUGUCAUCCACUAUACAGUCUUCAUCGAUAUUUUGUGCUUAUCUUUAUGUGUUUUCUUGGUUUUGGUAGUUAUUUCUGUUACGACGGUCCCGGAGCUCUACAAAAGCAGAUCACGACAGACAUGAAUGUCGGUGUGUCUGAGUUUUCUGCACUCUAUGCGUGGUAUUCGUGGCCUAAUGUCAUACUUUGCUUCUUCGGUGGUUUUCUCAUUGAUCGCUUGUUAGGCAUACGAUUGGGUGCUAUUAUAUUCAGUGUAUUCAUAUUGAUUGGACAAUUGGUGUUAGCAUUGGGCGCUUUUACCAAUAGGUUUUGGCUCAUGAAUUUUGGACGAUUCAUUUUUGGCAUCGGUGGUGAAUCAUUAGCCGUCACUCAAAACACAUAUGCCGUGUCGUGGUUUAAGAACAAAGAGAUAAAUAUGGUGUUUGGUCUUCAGUUAAGUUUUGCACGGGUGGGCAGUACUGUCAACUUUAAUGUAAUGAAACCACUAUACGAUACGGUUAACAAUUAUAUAACUCAUACAACUGGUCACACAACUCUUGGCAUAACAUUAUCAUUAGCUGCCAAUACGUGUGUCUUUUCAUUAAUAUGUGCUUUGAUUUUGGCUUUUUAUGAUAAAAGAGCCGAACGUAUCUUAAAGCGAUCCAACUGUCAAACCGGUGAAAUCGUACGGAUAACUGAUGUUAAAGACUUUAAGACAUCAUUUUGGAUGAUUACCUUCAUAUGCAUCACAUAUUAUGUCGCAAUUUUUCCAUUUACUGCUUUGGGAGGGACAUUUUUUCAAAGAAAAUAUCAAAUGGACCAAAAAGAGGCCAAUGGUGUCGAUAGCAUUAUUUAUAUAAUAUCUGCAGUGUUAUCACCUUUUUUGGGAAUAGCCGUUGACCUAACUGGUCGUAACAUAGUUUGGGUGUUUAGUGCAGUUGUGAUAACUUUAAUAAGUCAUUCAUUAUUGGCUUUUACUUUUGUGAAUCCAUGGAUUGCUAUGAUUUUAAUGGGUAUCGGAUAUUCAAUAUUAGCGUGUGCUUUGUGGCCAAUGGUUGCAAUGGUGAUUCCCGAACACCAAUUGGGAACAGCGUAUGGUGUCAUGCAAUCGGUUCAAAAUUUAGGUUUAGGUUGUAUUGUAUUGUUGGCCGGUUAUAUUGUAGACAAAAUGGGUUACAUUGCUUUAGAAGUAUUUUUCCUAUUAUGGAUGUGCUUGUGUCUCAUCUUUGUUAUCAUUUUAUUUAUAAAUGAUUUAAAACAUAAUGGUUUUUUAAAUAUGUCUACAAAACAACGAAAACUUUUAACCGAAGUGAAUGAAAAUGACAGACAAUCGACAAAUAAUAUAUCAGAAACACUUUCAUCACAUGAUAUACUGACUUAUGGAUAGGACACUAAUAUAAGGAAUAAUUAACUAAAAAUAAUGUUUGACAUUAAACUAUUUGAUAUACAGUAAGUAUUUAUAUGUCAU
Molecule: messenger RNA, 1841 nt
Organism: Oppia nitens
Lineage: Eukaryota; Metazoa; Arthropoda; Arachnida; Sarcoptiformes; Oppiidae
Product: major facilitator superfamily domain-containing protein 1-like
Exons: 8
Coding region: 261-1760 (499 amino acids)
Biological process (GO): transmembrane transport
Cellular component (GO): lysosome
Molecular function (GO): transmembrane transporter activity
Source: RefSeq, a predicted model, not a curated record